Molecule: messenger RNA, 1820 nt
Organism: Phoenix dactylifera (date palm)
Lineage: Eukaryota; Viridiplantae; Streptophyta; Magnoliopsida; Arecales; Arecaceae
Product: ABC transporter G family member 9-like
Biological process (GO): transmembrane transport
Cellular component (GO): plasma membrane
Molecular function (GO): ATP binding; ATP hydrolysis activity; ABC-type transporter activity
Source: RefSeq, a predicted model, not a curated record
GUACAAGAUCGAGGUGAAGGCAGACGGCUCCAGGAAGGGCGAGAAGACGAUACUGAAGGGGGUGUCCGGGGCCGUGCUCCCGGGGGAGAUGCUGGCGAUGAUGGGACCCUCGGGGAGCGGGAAGACCACCUUGCUUACAGCCCUGGCUGGUCGCCUUGCCCGCCCCGGCCGCCGCCUCUCCGGUAGCAUCACCUACAACGGUCGGCCCUUCUCCAACCAGCUCCGGCGCAGUAUGGGCUUCGUCUCCCAGGACGACAUCCUCUACCCCCACCUCACCGUCUCCGAGACCCUCCUCUACACCGCCCUCCUCCGCCUCCCGCGCACCCUCUCCCGCACCGAGAAGGCGGCCCAGGCCGAGCAGGUCAUGGUCGAGCUCGGCCUCCUCGGCUGCUGCAACAGCAUGAUCGGCGGGGCCCUCGUGCGCGGGAUCUCCGGUGGGGAGCGCAAGCGGGUCAGCGUCGGCCAGGAGCUGCUUAUCAACCCCAGCCUGUUGUUCCUCGACGAGCCUACCUCUGGCCUCGACUCCACCAUCGCCGGCCGGAUCGUGACCACCAUCGCCGACCUCGCCCGGGGGGGCAGGACCGUGGUGAUGACCAUCCACCAGCCCUCCAGCCGGAUCUUCUACAUGUUCCACAAGAUCCUGCUGCUCUCCGACGGCCACACCCUUUACUUCGGCAAGGGCUCCGACGCCAUGAACUAUUUCGCCAGCAUCGGCUACGCCCCCGCCGUGGCCAUGAAUCCCGCCGACUUCCUUCUCGACCUCGCCAACGGUUUGGCUCCCGAUGAAACACUGGAGAGCCGAGAAGCUCUUAAGGAGACUUUGUCCUCUGCCUACUCUCACCGCUUGCAUAAUCAGAUAGUUGAGGAGCUCCGAGAAGUAGGAGGAGAAUUUAAAGAAUCUGAGCUCCAUAAAACUAGAAACGAGUGGUCUACAACCUGGUGGGAACAAUUCUCAGUGUUGCUCCAGAGAGGCAUGAAAGAAAGGAAGCACCAGGCCUUCUCUGGAUUCCAGGUGGCACAGAUUAUUAUAGCAGCUUUUCUUGGAGGGUUUAUGUGGUAUGGAUCCAGAGGACAUGUUCAAGACCAGAUGGGCCUCCUUUACUUUAUCCUGGGAUUCUGGAGUUUCUACCCCGUCUUCGAAGCCUUAUUCACUUUCCCACAGGAACGCACGAUGCUGACUAAAGAGAGAGUUUCGGGAAUGUACAGGCUCUCCUCCUACUUCACGGCUAGGAUGGUCGGUGAUCUGCCCAUGGAGCUUAUCCUCCCCAUUGUGUUCCUCACCAUCACGUACUGGUUGGGAGGUCUGAAGCGUAGCUUGUGGAGCUUCCUCAUUACCCUGUCUGUCAUGCUCCUGCAGGUUCUUAUCGCCCAAGGCCUCGGGUUUGCGCUCGGGGCCUUGGUCAUGGACCUCAAGGCUUCUACCACGCUUGCGUCCGUGAUCUUGCUUUCCUUCAUGCUCGCUGGGGGGUACUACGUCCAACAUGUGCCCCCCUUCAUUGCUUGGAUCAAGUACAUCUCCUACAUCUACUACACCUUCAAGAUCCAGAUAUCCGCUCAGUACUCGCCCGGCGACACCUACGAGUGCUCCGGUGGCCAGAGAUGUCCUGUUGAAAGUGUUCCUGCAAUCGCUGUAGUUGGCUUUAGCCAUCAGAGUCUAGCAAUUGCGGCCUUGUUCAUAAUGUUCAUCUUUUUUAGGGUGGUGGCUUAUGUUGCCUUGAUGAGGGUCGGAAGGAUCAAGUCGAGCAAUAGUUCUUGCAUACAUUAACUCUCCAGAAAAAAGAAAAUUUUGUAACUCAAAACUAAGGGUUUGUAACUCGUAA